Molecule: messenger RNA, 2081 nt
Organism: Microbotryum saponariae
Lineage: Eukaryota; Fungi; Basidiomycota; Microbotryomycetes; Microbotryales; Microbotryaceae
Source: the annotation of a GenBank genome assembly
AUGUGGGGAACGGUCGCGUUGGCGUGCAUCGCCCUUCGUGUGCUCUACUUGUUCUACCUUCACCCUCUAGCAAAUAUCCCAGGACCACGAUUGGCCAAAAUUACCGAUGCAUGGAAGGUGUACCAAACCUACAAAGGCACGUACACCACAACGAUGAGGAUCAAUCGCAGUUCGGAUCGGCCCCAACGAGGUGGGUGCGACUAUUUCACAUCAACCGCUUUGCAAUCUAAGCUAAUCCUAACAUUGAGAAAUUCAGGUAUCGGUCUGUGAGCCAGAUGAAAUCAAGACGCUGUAUGGCCAUGGAACCAAAUGGCUCAAAGGUGAGCGCGCUUGUGUCGACCGGGGAGCAAUCAACUCGGAGUUUCCAGCAAAGUUCUCGGCUCGCUGACACACAGUGUCUUCCUUUGCUCUGUAGGACCUUUCUACAUCCCCUGGGCAAUCGGCGAACGGUCCCAUUUCGCUCACCUCGAUCCUGCUUAACAUGCGAACGGACGUCGAGCCGUCGCCGCCGCGUAUUCGACGAACCAUCUCCUUGGCCUCGAGUCUUUCGCCGAUUAUAAUACGAGCAAAUUGUUCGGGUACUUUGAUCGAGCGGUCGCCAAGAAUGAGGUUUGCGACGUCGCUCAUUUGAUCGAAUGUGAGUGAAACACUCGAUGUCAUUGACCACAGACAUGUCUGAUUCAACUUUUUGGCCGUACUCAGGGUUCGCCUACGACACAGUCAGCGAGAUAAGCUUCGGCAAACCCUUCGGUUUCCUCACCUCGGGCGAAGAUACGCGCAGCAUCCUCCCCGCUUUCGCCAAGGGCACAGCUUUUGUCGUCUUUUUCGCUUGUUCCAACAGCUGGGGUUGGGUCUCGACGACACGUGCGGUACGAUGGUUCGUCAACAAUGUGCUGGCGAACAAUAGCUCGGCGAUCUUUGUUAGAUAUAGUACUGAGCUCGUGGCGGAGAGGGUCGCGUUGAAGGAGAAUGAUCCCGAGAGCUUUGAAGAAAGUACGUUGACCCCUCCUGUGACGAAGAAGGGGUUGCAAUACUGUCGCUGACCGUUCCCAUUUAAUACCUUGGCCAGAGCACGACAUGUUGUCCCACUUUUUCAAUGCGGUGGAUCCAGCGACACAACAUAAGUUGGGGUUCUCGAGGCUGGUCAGGGUGAGUACUUCUCGCUUUCGGCGCUGGGAGGAGACCUCAAUCUGACAUGUCUGGACCUCUCUUGUGUCGUGAACAGGAAUGCUCCACUUUGGUGUAGGUUCUGCCCCUUCGUUCUGUCCAGAUAGCUGGCCUUACAUUGACGAGUGAAUCCUUCCCUAUGCAGUAUCGCCGGUGCGGACACGACCAAAUCGACAAUGUUGGGCUUCCUCCGACAUAUCUACGACCCCAAAAACGCCGAAAGCUUGGCCAAACUCCGUGCCGAGAUCAGCACCGCCCUCGAGGAAGGCCAGCUCGAUUUCCCCGUCAGUUACGACCAAGGCUCCAAACUGGAAUACCUCCAAGCCGCGAUCAAGGAGGCGACGAGGAUGCACCCCGCGGUCGGGAUGGCCUUGCAACGCGUCACCCCUGCCGGUGGAGCGCAGAUCGGGCCCCAUUUCUACCCCGAGGGAACACUCGUGGGUAUGUCGGGGUGGCAGGUGCAUUAUGAUCCUCGAGCGUAUGGUGAUGAUUGUGAGGAGUGGAAGCCCGAGCGAUGGCUUGACGCCGAUGGAAAGUCCGAUCUGCACAAGUACAAUCUUGCUGUGAGUGUUUUCGGCUCCACCAUUCUUUCGCUGCAUGAACGGGGAAAGAAUUCGCUGAUUAGGCCAGGCACUGCACACCUUCUCAGUUCGGUGCAGGUGCACGCGUCUGCUUGGGGAAGAACAUCUCGAUCAUGGAGAUGCUCAAGUUGCUUCCGGUGAGGCUUCCAUUUGAACACUCCAAUCGAUCUCGUUUGACUGCUCACUGAAUUGCUGCACGUCCCUUGUUCCUAGUCGAUCGUCUGGCACUAUGACCUCACGUUUGAGAAUCCGGACCAGCCUUUCCAAGUGAACGAGAGUUGGUUCGCUGUCCCUCAUGAUUUCCAUUGCAGACUUCGAAAGAGGGACGUGUGA